CAGGCUUUCGUCAACAACCAGCUGGUGACGGGUCCAUCCAGCAACUAACAACGGCAAUCAGCACCAAGCUCCAAGGUCCCAGCGACCAGCUCCUCCCUAAAUCUCGCCCUUCCGCCUCCGAGUUUGCGCAACAAAAGGCUCGUUCCUUUAUCGCAAGCGACCAACCAUUGCGCGCCGUCUACUCAGUAGCAGAAUUCUUGUCCAGCACUUAUCCGCUCCAAUGGAUCGAUUUAGAAGCCUGCUCAGCAGCGGCAUGGGCUUCGGCAAUGCUGCCCCGGGCACGGAUAACACAAACCUGAUCGACAACUCCGAGACCGUGCACAUCUCGUCCCUGGCCCUGCUCAAGAUGCUCCGACACGGCCGCGCCGGCGUGCCGAUGGAAGUCAUGGGUCUCAUGCUGGGCGAGUUUGUCGACGAUUUCACUGUCCGCGUGGUGGAUGUGUUUGCCAUGCCCCAGAGCGGCACCGGCGUCAGCGUAGAGGCCGUCGACCCGGUCUUCCAGAUGAAGAUGAUGGACAUGCUCCGGCAAACAGGCAGACCCGAGUCGGUCGUCGGCUGGUACCAUUCCCAUCCCGGGUUCGGCUGCUGGCUGUCCUCGGUCGACAUCAACACGCAGCAGAGCUUCGAACAGCUCACCCCCCGCGCCGUCGCCGUCGUCGUCGAUCCCAUCCAGUCCGUCAAGGGGAAGGUCGUCAUCGAUGCCUUCCGCCUCAUCAACCCCCAGUCCUUGAUGAUGGGCCAGGAGCCGCGUCAGACGACGUCGAACUUGGGCCACUUGAACAAGCCGUCCAUCCAGGCGCUCAUCCACGGGCUCAACCGGCACUACUACUCGAUCGGCAUUAACUACCGCAAAACGGCGCUCGAGGAGAACAUGCUGAUGAACUUGCACAAGCACCCCUGGACGGACGCGCUGCAGAUGGAAGACUUCCGGACCGAGGGCCAGCGGACCAAGGAGCGGCUGCAGCGGCUGGUCAGCUUGGCCGAGGGCUACGAGAAGCGGGUCAAAGAGGAAACCGAGUUGACUAAGGAUCAACUGAAGACGCGCUACGUCGGCAAACUUGAUCCAAAGAAGCAUCUCGAGGACGUCGGACAGCAGCUGAUCGAGGACAACAUCGUCGCCGUGUCGAGGCAGAUGAUCGACAAGGAGGCGACUAUGGCGAAAAAGGACGCACCUGCCUGGGUAAACGGGCAGCCGAACGGCGACCAAAUGGAGGUAGAAGAAGAGGAGCUCUGAAUCACGGACUAAUCCAGCAUACUCACGGGCACUGGUAGCCAUGUAUCCGAUGGAAUAUCGGUGCCUCGUUUUUGGCAAGUCUCCAGUGCCAUCGUGGAUUUGAGAAAUGCGAGCGCGCUGGCCGGGGUUACAGCUGUGAACGCUGUCAGCGAAUCCUUUGUGCCCUGAUCGUCUCCCACCCCUUUGUUAACAAAGUUUGG
Messenger RNA from Thermothielavioides terrestris NRRL 8126, 1434 nucleotides. RefSeq lists its product as uncharacterized. The transcript has 4 exons. NCBI's taxonomy places the organism in Eukaryota, Fungi, Ascomycota, Sordariomycetes, Sordariales, Chaetomiaceae. Bases 221 to 1234 code for a protein of 337 amino acids. Gene Ontology annotation, biological process: proteasome-mediated ubiquitin-dependent protein catabolic process; protein deubiquitination. Gene Ontology annotation, molecular function: metallopeptidase activity; protein binding; proteasome binding. The record is from RefSeq and is a predicted model, not a curated record. Gene Ontology annotation, cellular component: proteasome regulatory particle, lid subcomplex.